Molecule: messenger RNA, 2211 nt
Organism: Mizuhopecten yessoensis (Yesso scallop)
Lineage: Eukaryota; Metazoa; Mollusca; Bivalvia; Pectinida; Pectinidae
Product: RING finger protein 145-like
Exons: 3
Coding region: 178-2133 (651 amino acids)
Cellular component (GO): endomembrane system; endoplasmic reticulum
Molecular function (GO): zinc ion binding; ubiquitin protein ligase activity
Source: RefSeq, a predicted model, not a curated record
GUUUUAUGUCCAGCUGGUACCUGAAACAUUGCCAGAUUUGAGUUAUUAAUUAUAAUUCCCACUGUUAUUUCAGGUAUUUCUAAACUACCGUUUAUUCUGAACACUCAUGUUUUCAACGAAAGUAUUUGAAUUUAAAAGACCCACUGCAAUGUACUGAUCACCCAACAGCAAGGAACUAUGCUGACUAUAGGGCGAGGGUCCAUCGAGUCAAUUGUGUGUGUGAUACUGAGGGUCCCAGCACUCUUCAUUGUGGAGUCAUGGUUUCGUACAUCACAAAGAGAUGUCGCCAAAAGUGUUCUAAAAAACCAGCCAUCGGAAACAGAAGGUCUUUAUGCUUUAGGAAGCUAUACAGCUUUGAUCUUUGCGGCAAUACUGGCAACUCUUCCUCUGCGGAAACUUGUGAACCUCUACAUGCAUUUCAUUGCACUGAUCCUACUCUUCAAUGAACACAAGCUGUCUCAACUAUAUGUAGACAUGCAUGCUGCCAGCAAUGAAAUCUCCAUCUUAGACGAUGCCAAGGGAUCGGCCGGAAUGCAGCGUUUUGUGACGUUUAUAGGUAUCCAAUGUGUUAUGGCGGUUCUCACCGCGUAUCUACUGGAUAUUACCAACUGGGUUCGAUAUACAUUCUUUGUGUUCACCAUGCCAGUAUUCGCUUGUGCUAUGGGAACAGGUCUGGAGGAGCAGCAGGUUGUAAUUAACAUAGCAGCCAUAUUUACCGUUAUUAUGAUUGGCCUGUAUUUCCUGAACUGUAUUGGCAGUAUCAUCAAUAUGUGUAAGGAGGCUGUGAUGCAGGUGUAUAUCUCAUUCGAGGUGGUUGGAGGUAUCGCUACCUUGGCCGCAAUGUGGUAUUCUCUUUUGAUUCCAGUGCAGCUCCUGGUAUUCUGGUUAGUGAUGUUUUCGACACAACUUUUUGUGUAUGUGAACUCUACCAAUCUCCCGGUGUUAGAUGAAGGUGUGAUGAUUACAUUUUUAGCCAGCAUAGGCGAAUGCUGCGCAACACCAAUAUCAUUAUUUGCACUGUCAGUUACCAUUUCAUACGCUUCGUUCUGUAUCCUAACCCUGACUAAAAUCUACCUACAAGGUUGGUCUACAUAUCAGGCAGAUAAUGACGCGCUGCGUGGCUGGACGGAAGGGUUUACCAUGUUAUUGAUCGCCAUCCAGACUGGCCUUCUUGAUCUGAAACCUUUACAGAGGGCAUUUCUGAUGAGCAUUCUUCUUUUCAUCGUUGCAUCAUCACUCAUUCAAUCUAUGUACGAAAUAUCAGAACCCAUUUUACUAGGAUUAAGUGCUGCCCACAACAGAAACAUAUUCAAGCAUAUACGCGCUGUGGCCUUGUUCACAUUCCUUUGGAUGUUUCCGUUAUUUAUGACUUACUCAAUUUGCCAUUACUUCGAUCUUGAUUUUUGGUUACUAGUUAUCAUGUCAAGCUGCUUGCUGACAACAGUCCAGGUCAUAGGAGCUCUUGUCGUCUAUGCACUUUUCAUGUAUGACUCCGUAAGUGCCAAGAACUGGGAUUCCCUUGAUGAUGUUAUAUAUUAUACAAGAUCAGUUGUACGUGUUUUGGAGUUUGUGGUGGCCGUGUUUAUUGUCUGUUACGGUAUGAAAGAAUCUAUUGCCGGCGAUUGGAGUUGGAUCAACUCCUCUAUACUUAUCAUUCAUUGCUAUUUCAAUGUGUGGCAAAGACUCCAGACCGGAUGGAAAAGCUUUUUACUGCGGAGGGAGGCAGUGAAAAGGAUGGAAUCCCUGCCACAUGCUUCAGCAGAACAAUUGGCCGCAUACAACGACGUAUGUCCAAUCUGUUACACAAGUUUAGACUCGGCAAGGAUCACACCAUGCGGUCACUACUUUCAUGGAACGUGCUUGAAAAAAUGGCUUUACAUCCAAGAAAAUUGCCCAAUGUGCCAUAAAAAUAUUUACCAGAACUCGAUGGACAGUUCUCCAGGUUCUGGUGACAAGGACGUUGUCAAUAGGAACAAUAGGGAAGGUGAGGAAAACGAUGAAGAGGUUGUGCAUGACUACGAUGAGAUGAGUGACAAUACUGUGAGUAACGAUGAUAGAGACUCGACACAAGGGGGCGAGAUGGAGGAGGACAACAGUUAUGAAGGAAUUGAUGAUGAUAUUGAUGACGAGUAAUGAUGAUGAGAGUAAAAAUACCUGAUGACAAUUAAAUUUUUAUUUUAACCAAGCUGAAUAAAUUAAUUCUUUAACACU